AUGCGAAAGCUGAUUGUCUUCGUACCCGUCACGCAAGGGUCCAUCGACCACGAGUUUCUCGGUGUUAUUGAUGCAUUGGCCGAAAGACUUGCCAAGCUGGAGAAGUCAAACACAGAUGACAGCGUAAUCUUUGCAUCAUCUCCACCAAGCACUGCGAAUCACGAUAGGGACUUGAGUGUGCCUUCAUCUCUGCGAGCAGCUCAGGGCGAUGCCGCCAGAGCAUCUGUGAAGAGAAAACACCAUACAGUGCAUUUAUCCAAUGAAGCAAGCCCCUCUGAACAGCAAGACUGGAAACGUCGAGUAUCGCAGAGUAUUCAUCCGAAAGUCCAUGGUGAACGCCACUCUCCAGGGGCAACGCGCCAUGCCAGUGAGGCGAGGGAAUAUAUUGAACAUGAGCUGCAAUGCAACCCAGCGCUUUCUCACGACAGACGGACUGCCCUGGAAAUGGCACGCAAGUUUGUCAGUCAAUUGUCCAACCCGGGCUUGCAUCGCGAGGAAAAUGUCGGUUGCGAGGAGCUGGAUGUUGAGGAUAAUCUGGCGCCUCCAGAUCUCACACCGGAGUUAUUGUAUAUGAUGCUGCCCGGGCCUGAUAAGAAAACCAACUCUCAAGGAACGAUUGCCUGGCCAGAUCACAUCUCCGAUAAGGCUCUGGAACGAAUGGGGCUAGCCAUUAUCGAGCGCAGCGAGAGUGAACAAGUGCUUCAACUCUACCGAAUCAGUGUGUGGGUGAAAGCCGUUUCCUGCAUAUCGAAAUUGGCACCCUUGAUCUCCAGUGAGCCCUUGAAGGUUCAUUUCAGGAAAUUGAAAAAGCAAUAUGAGGCCGGUGCUACCGAGGAAUUAAAUUCAAUUCCGCUGACGGCUUCUCCCAGCUUACCUUUGCUACAGGCUUUACUGUCCGGUAAACGCCUCAUGCAGUAUUUGGGCAACAUGUCACGCUGUUGGAUGCUCACAGCCCUCGCAUCCAAAGUCAUUGUUGCCUUGAACUACCACAAUGUAACGGACAGUGUACCUCGGAAUGAGGUGGAAGAGGAUAUCCACGCCUGCAUUUACACUUGCUACUAUUUCGACAAGACGCUGAGUCUGCUUCUCCUUCGGCCACCAUCACUGCCCGAGCUGAAGGUUGAGCCAGCACAAUUGAUCCAUAUGGACCCCCAGUUACCUACCACGGCAAUGAUUGCUGGGAUUGUCGAGUUCGCGCAUCUCAAAAACGCACUAGUGAACAUACUCCUUGACAUCAAAGAGCUGGGAGAUACAGAGAAGGCGAAUAUCCUCUCUGAUCUUGUCGUCCGCGCCCAUACAAUUCACUCGAAUCUGCAAAUGCAUCGAAGCCGCCAAGAAUUGGAAUUUCCUGCCACAUGGGGAAUCUUGCGGCGUGAGUGGCUGUCCAUGGAUUUCAACUAUUACUCCAUCUUGACCACUAUCAUCCGCGCGCGAUCAUCAGUGCUAAAAUCUCGCUUGGUAUGUGAAGACUGCCUGUACGCAGCGCGUCAAGCUUUGACGACACUUCGAGCCUUGCAAGAAGCAUUCUCGGGCCAUGCCAGCUCUGUGGAUUCGUAUCCAUAUUUCCUCACCUGGACAAUGCUACUAUUCCCGCUUUCGCCCUUCUUUGUCCUUUUCUGCAAUGUUGUCGCGACCUCAGACCACAGAGAUUUCGAAAUGAUCAGAAAGAUCACAGACGACCUGCGACAGUUUGCCAAAGCAAAUGCGUCCAUCGGCAAAUUAUACGGGCUAUUUGCGAAAUUUAUUGAUUUGUGCGCACCAUUAAUCAAACCCAAUCCUCUCCCCGGUGCAUCUGAACAGCCUCACGCCCCCUUGCAUGACGAAAAUAAUGCAAGUCGGCGGGUGUCGGGCCAAAUGAACUUCUCCCACCCCGAUAUGCUACGCCACCCCUCUGGCCAGGUCCUCAACCCGCUUCCAUGUCCUUACCCUAGCAGCGAGGAGGCCCCUGGCGUUUCCUCUGUAGGGGGGUGGGAUGAUAUCCUAAUGUGGGAGUUGUUUGAUAACCAACCGUCCCUGGGGUGGACGGAAUCGGAGCUGUGGGAUGCAAUGACGCAAUUGAAUGCUACGUGA
Molecule: messenger RNA, 2070 nt
Organism: Penicillium canariense
Lineage: Eukaryota; Fungi; Ascomycota; Eurotiomycetes; Eurotiales; Aspergillaceae
Product: transcription factor domain-containing protein
Exons: 6
Coding region: 1-2070 (689 amino acids)
Biological process (GO): DNA-templated transcription
Molecular function (GO): DNA binding; zinc ion binding
Source: RefSeq, a predicted model, not a curated record